GCGUCCAGUUCCGGGAGCCGCACUUCUGCGUCCCUGUCAGGGUGCCCUCAGAAGCCUCCAGUUGAAACUCCAGCAGAAGCCAGGCAUGAUGGCCGUGGACACAAGAAAGUCUGCUGGCCAGCUGUUCCAAGCCCCAUGGGGUCAGCAGAGGCCUGUGAUGGUGAAAGUGAAGUUGGAGGAAGACCACCCCAGGAAUCAGGGUCUCAGCCUUCCAGAGAACCAGCCUCCUGCCUGGGAGAUCUUCAGGCAGCAGUUUAGACACUUCUGCUACCAGGAUUCCCCUGGUCCCCAAGAAGCACUGAGCCGGCUCCGGGAGCUCUGCCAUCAGUGGCUCAGGCCAGAGACAAGUACCAAGGAGCAGGUCCUGGAGCUGCUGGUGCUGGAGCAGUUCCUCUCCAUCCUGCCCCAGGAGCUCUAGGCCCAGCUGCAGGAACAUCAUCCAGAGAGUGGGGAGGAGGUGGUGACCAUGCUGGAGAAUCUGGAAAGAAAGAGAAAUGUACACAUAGGAAGAGACUUGUAUGAUAUGGUUGCAGGGAACUGGGAGCAAAACUUUCUCAAGUGUGAAGGCUCUGAGAGAACAGUGGGAAAACCUAGCAUUCAGCAGGGAACUGAGCUUCUUGCUAAGCCAGUCAGGAGGGGAAGAAGGGGAAGGGUGGGAAACAGCAGAUUCGGGGAUGGUGAGUAAAGAUAGUGAAGGCAUCGUGCUCCUUUACUGGUCAUUCAACAUCACAGCAGCAAAGACGUAGGUGGUAUCACACAUGAAAACUAAGUUCGGAGAGGUUGUGUAACUUAGCCAAGGACACAUAGCCCAUAAAUGAAGUGACAGAAACAAUAUUUGAUCAAACUUUGCUUUGCUUACCUUUCUGGCUGCCUCUCAGCGCCCUAGGGCCUGGUUUCUAGCUGCUUCCUCCUAGUCCUUCUCGGGGGAUGUUUCUUGGGGACUCCUCCCUGAGGUUUGGUCCCUGUUAAAUUCAUGAUAUCCUUACAGGCCUAAUGAGUGCUGCUUGUCUCUAGCUUUCAGCCUGUGCUCUGGAACAGAAGAUCCUUUUGCAGACAGUGACACUUAAGACACUAGACGAAGAAUCUUCAUGUACCCGAGUUCAGCCUGCAGCAGUCCAGUUCAAGGGCGAAGGACCUGAGCCCCACCCAUCAGAGGGAAGAGAUGGUGGUGUGAGGACUGAGAACCUGACAUUAGAAGUGAAGCAGGAACGUUAUGAAGAACCAUUAUGGUGUAGGGAGGGGUCUGAUGGACAUGAUGAAACUGUGUGUCAGCAUGCCACAUACAGAGGAGACAGUGAGCCUAGUGGAAGUUUGGAGUUGCAGGAUGGGGAUGCCACAGGUGAAAAAACAUAUGAAUGUGAUGAAUGUAGGAAAACCUUCACUUGGAUAAGAGGCCUUCAGAUGCAUAGGAGGAUCCACAUUGGGAAGAAACCAUAUUCCAGUACAGAAUAUGUAAAGGCCUUCAUCAGACGUGGAGAACUUACCCAGCAUCAGGGGCUUCAAAGCAAGGGAAAACCUUAUCAGUGUAAAGAGUGUGGCAAAGGCUUCAGUCAGAAAGCAGGCCUCUCCCAACAUCUCAAAAUCCACACUGGAGAAAAGCCCCAUCAAUGUAAUAAAUGUGGCAAAUUUUUUAGUCAGAGAUCAGUUCUUACAAAGCAUCAAAGCCUCCACACUGGAAAGAAACCUUUUGAAUGUAUAUACUGUGGGAAAACCUUCUGCCAUAGUGCAGACCUCACUGAACAUAGGCAAUUCCACAACAAAGAGAAGCCUCAUGAAUGUAAUGAAUGUGGGAAAACCUUCAGGCAGCGUUCAAAUCUUACUGAGCAUCAGCGAAUUCACAGUAAAGAAAACUAUGAAUGUAAAGUAUGUGGAAAAGCCUUCGCUCAGUAUGCAGGACUUAACCAACACCGGAGAAUCCACACUGGAGAGAAACCUUUUGAAUGUCCUGUAUGUGGAUGAGCCUUUAGCCGGAGCUCAGAACUUAUAAUACAUCACAGAAUUCACUCAGGGGAAAAACCCUAUGAAUGUGCCGACUGUGGAAAAACCUUUAGAGUGAACUCAACCCUGGUCAUACAUCAGAGAAGUCACACUGGAGAGAAGCCCUAUAAAUGUGAUGAGUGUGGUGAAGCCUUCAGUCAACACUCAGGCCUCAACAAACACAAGUUAGGAGGGAAGCACGGAAACCCUCCUAAACCAAGAAAAUAUAUGUGUGAUGUAUGUGGGAAGACCUUUACGCAGUUAACUGGCCUGAGAAACCACAAAAGAAUCCACACUGGGGAUAAGACCUACCAAUGUCCUGAGUGUGGCAAGGCCUUCACAAGGGGAGAGCAUCUUAUUGAACAUCAGGGGAUUCACAACAAGGAGAAGCCUUAUCAAUGUAAAGAGUGUGGCAAAGGCUUCAGUCAGAAGACAGGUCUUAGUCAUCAUCUCAAAAUCCACACAGUAGAGAAACCUUUCAAAUGUUCUGAAUGUGGGCGAGCCUUCAGCUGUAAGUCAAAUCUCAAUAAACAUAAGAGAGUCCACUCUGAGGAAAAAUCCUGUACAUGUAAAUAGUGUGGGAAGGCAUGCAAGCAGAGCGCAAUGCUGAUCCAACAUCAGAGAGGCCACAUCCUACUAAGCCCCAGCAGUGGUGAAGGAGGUGAAGCCUUCAGUAGAAGCUCAGUUCUGAUUAAGCACCAGAGAAUCCACUAAAAUGACUCCGUGCCAAGGUGUUUGGUGACAACUUCAAGUAGAAUUCACAUUUUUUUUAAGUGAGAUAAAAUGUUUCUUGAACUUCCUUAUUUAAAGAACGUCAGAGAGAACACAUUGAAGAGUUGUUUAAAGGUCAAUAAAUGCUGGAAAAGUUGGGAUUUUGGAAAAGUAAACAUCAACAAGAAAUUUACCUGUGAUUACCUUUGUUAAAUGCAGUGAAGCGUCAUUUAAUACAAUGAAAAGGUACA
Molecule: messenger RNA, 2939 nt
Organism: Mesoplodon densirostris (Blainville's beaked whale)
Lineage: Eukaryota; Metazoa; Chordata; Mammalia; Artiodactyla; Ziphiidae
Product: zinc finger protein 595-like
Source: RefSeq, a predicted model, not a curated record